AUGGUAAAUAAACGACAGAAGUUGUCUGUCUGUCCAGUAGGAUCUACUAACAAUUGCAGUAUAUCAUUUAUAAGUGAUUGUUUGCAUUUAAUAAAAAAUAUUCUUCACAUACCCAACGAGCAGUACCAAAAUACUAUUUUGUGGAUAAUUUUUUCCGAACGAUUCGACGAGAUUAUUAUUGCCUUGAUCGCCAACUCUAACAGAAGACAUUGGGCAGUACUAAUCAUCGAACUAAUUGCUUUGAUUUUUAAGAACCAACACGUUGAAGAGAUGACAAAACAAAUCAUUAAAAUGAAUGAAACUAUAAGCUUUGAUAGUUCUGAAGACAAUGAAAGCAAUACUUCAUCAUUUUAUCCAAAUAAAAUGAUAAGGGAUAUACGUGAAAAUAGUUUGAUACAUAAACCAGACAAGAGUUCUAAAGAAGUUGUAGAACAUCAUUUAAACGUACAUUCCGGAAAAGAUAAGGUCGAAACUACUAACACUAUAUUUGAAGAACUUCCACUAUCAGCCGGGCUCAGCUUAAAAAAGAAAGAAAAUGAAGAAAAAGACAAUUCUAACAAUUUGGACACAGAAUCUAGCAGAAAUUUUUCCAUGGAAACUAUAAAAAAUUCGAACAGUGAAUCUAGAAAAAAUUCACUUGAAAAAAUUAAACUGGAAUUUGAGAUGAAAUUCUAUAAACCUACUUUGGCGAGUGACAUUUGUAGAAGAAAAGAAAAACCACGCAAAAAAAAAUAUACAAAAAAAAAUGUUAAAUCCAAAUUGAAAUUACCAAGUUUUCCAAUACAGUUCGAUGUGCCAAAUGAAACAUGCAUGAUAUCAUACUUUCUUCAAAAAUUUACUGUUCGUUUUCUACAAAAUGGAUUCAAUACCUUAGUCGAUGAACUUUAUAACUUACUUACAUCUAAUUCACAGCAACAAAUAGAUACUUCACUUUAUUUCUGGAUAUUAAUAUACUUUUGUAGAUUCUAUAARUUGAGCAACGUUGAAUUGAAAUUAGUCAGACGAAUUGUGUCAUUCAAACUUAUUUCAUUUAUCGUUCACGAAGGUUUUAAAAUAUCAGAACAACUAACCAUCGCAAAACUGCAAAAAUCUCCUAAUAUUCAUUUAAAAGUCAGACAUUUGCAUUUGGCCAUUAUGGCUAUUAAAGAGGUGAUAAAAACCAUUGAGUAUUAUCACCAAACUGCUGUUGAUUCACCAUUUUACGCAGAUCUAAUAAAAGAUCUUCAGAAUUCAAGUAACAACUCUCCAGAAUCAAUCUCUUGGGUAAAUGACCUMAAGUCAUUAUUCACAUUACUAAUUCGUUACUAUGACCGUGACAUACAGAUUAUUGAAUACUUGCAUGAUUUAAUAGUUACAAAUCACAUGGUAUUGUCAUUGUUCGAUACUCUUAAAAAUUGUUGGAAUUUAAACGACGGUAUUACUGCGUACGUCAAAAAGUUUGCUGUUCCUGACAUAAUGUACAAGUAUGGAAUUGUCCUACAAAAUUACGAAAAAAAUAGCGAAAUGGUCAACGAAUCUGUGUUUUCUAUGAUGCAUCAUGUAAUCACUAAAGUUGAAAAUACUACAUCACUCUUUCAACCGAUCAUUUUGAAAACAUUUUUGAAAAUUUUCGAAAAUAAUGAUUAUCAGUACAAAAGGUGGUCUGGUUUGAUUGAAAAUGUUUUAAACAAGUUUUUAAGUAUAUCACAAUCAAAGAAUUGUCCUGAAAACGCUCUUCAUGGAAUUCCGUGUAUCUACGAAUAAACUUCUAAAUUUGAAUAUUGAAAAUAAUA
Molecule: messenger RNA, 1772 nt
Organism: Diuraphis noxia (Russian wheat aphid)
Lineage: Eukaryota; Metazoa; Arthropoda; Insecta; Hemiptera; Aphididae
Gene: tim
Product: timeless
Biological process (GO): DNA repair; DNA replication checkpoint signaling; replication fork arrest
Cellular component (GO): replication fork protection complex
Molecular function (GO): DNA binding
Source: RefSeq, a predicted model, not a curated record